Messenger RNA from Racocetra persica, 575 nucleotides. The record is from the annotation of a GenBank genome assembly. Lineage: Eukaryota; Fungi; Glomeromycota; Glomeromycetes; Diversisporales; Gigasporaceae.
CACAUACGGAUCCUGAUGGAAAGUUAAUUGUGAAUGAAAAGUAUAGUUUUCCAAAAUCUGAUGUAUAUAUUAAAGAAAUUCAAAAAGAGAUUUCAGAGCAAUUGAAAAUCCAGGAACAAAACAAAUUGGCUAAAUCGCAAGCUACAAACAUAGUUAUCGAUAAAGGCGAUCAAAUUGCUAUCUCACAAAAUCACAAUGUAACUGACGCAUCUGAUGUAUCUACAGCGGGAGUAGAUAUUCAUUGUUCGACAACGGAACUCAGUGAUGAAAAUUUGGUUGGGCAAACACUUAAAGACGAUAACGAAGGAGUUUGUGAAACGAAAUCAGAUGAUAUCGUUUUAACUAACGACUUUGGAGAAUCAAGUGAUACUCCCGAUGUACCACUUCGUGCCUGUGAAAAGAAAAAGAUAUCAUUCAAAGACAAGUUAUAUCUUGCUCCAUUAACUACAGUUGGUAAUCUUCCUUUUCGUCGCAUAUGUAAAGAAUUUGGAGCGGAUAUUACAUGCGGUGAAAUGGCAAUGGCCACAAAUUUGCUUCAGGGACAACAAAGCGAGUGGGCAUUAUUGAAAAGACAU